Messenger RNA from Ochotona curzoniae (black-lipped pika), 2300 nucleotides. RefSeq names its product cytohesin 3 (gene CYTH3). Lineage: Eukaryota; Metazoa; Chordata; Mammalia; Lagomorpha; Ochotonidae. The transcript is spliced from 13 exons. The record is from RefSeq and is a predicted model, not a curated record. The coding region runs from base 111 to 1307 and encodes 398 amino acids. Gene Ontology annotation, molecular function: guanyl-nucleotide exchange factor activity. Gene Ontology annotation, biological process: regulation of ARF protein signal transduction.
GGCCGCGCGCUGAGGAGCCGCCCGGCCGUCGGCGCGCUCGCUCCGGCCGCGACCCCAGCCCGCGGGCCGCCCCUGCGCCCGGGCCGCUCGGCCGCGGCAGCGCCUUCGAGAUGGACGAGGACGGCGGCGAGGGCGGCGGCGUUCCUGAAGACCUCUCGCUGGAAGAACGGGAAGAGCUUCUGGACAUUCGUCGAAGGAAAAAAGAACUUAUCGAUGACAUCGAGAGGCUCAAGUGUGAGAUUGCAGAGGUCAUGACGGAGAUCGACAGCCUGACGUCGGUGGAGGAGAGCAAGACUACCCAGAGGAACAAGCAGAUCGCCAUGGGAAGGAAGAAAUUCAACAUGGACCCCAAGAAGGGAAUUCAGUUUCUGGUAGAAAACGACCUGCUGCAGAGUUCACCGGAAGACGUCGCCCAGUUCCUCUACAAAGGAGAAGGCCUGAAUAAGACGGUCGUCGGGGACUACCUGGGGGAAAGGGACGAGUUCAACAUCAAGGUGCUUCAGGCCUUCGUUGAGCUUCAUGAGUUCGCGGACCUCAACCUCGUCCAGGCCUUGAGGCAGUUUCUGUGGAGCUUCCGGCUUCCUGGGGAGGCCCAGAAGAUUGACCGCAUGAUGGAGGCCUUUGCUGCGCGCUACUGCCUCUGCAACCCCGGCGUCUUCCAGUCCACAGACACCUGCUACGUGCUGUCGUUCGCCAUCAUCAUGCUCAACACGAGCCUGCACAACCACAACGUGCGCGACAAGCCCACGGCCGAGCGCUUCAUCACCAUGAACCGCGGCAUCAACGAGGGCGGAGACCUGCCCGAGGAGCUGCUGCGGAACUUGUACGAAAGCAUCAAGAACGAGCCGUUUAAGAUCCCCGAGGACGACGGGAACGACCUGACCCACACCUUCUUCAACCCUGACCGGGAGGGCUGGCUGCUGAAGCUGGGCGGCCGCGUGAAGACCUGGAAGCGGCGCUGGUUCAUCCUCACCGACAACUGCCUCUACUACUUCGAGUUCACCACGGACAAGGAGCCCCGGGGCAUCAUCCCGCUGGAGAACCUCAGCAUCAGAGAGGUGGAGGACCCACGGAAACCUAACUGCUUUGAGCUUUACAACCCGAGCCACAAAGGGCAGGUCAUCAAGGCCUGCAAGACCGAGGCUGAUGGCCGUGUGGUGGAGGGCAACCACGUGGUGUACCGCAUCUCAGCGCCCAGCCCCGAGGAGAAGGACGAGUGGAUCAAAUCCAUCAAGGCCAGUAUCAGCAGGGACCCCUUCUAUGACAUGCUGGCCACGAGGAAGAGGAGGAUUGCCAAUAAGAAAUAGAACUGCCCUGGCUCCUGCAGCAGGCAGACGGACCGACCCCCGCAGCACUGACCCCUCGGCGCGCCUCCGCUGGCAGCCUGCAGGGGGCAGCAGACCCUGCGCGGCGCCCGGGGUCACGGCGCUGCGCUCCCCACCCACCUGGACGCGGCCACAGCCAGCUGCUCGUGCUGGGCUGGGUGGUGCUAACAUUCUAGAAGCCACUGUUUUAUAUCAAAUGGGAACGGAAAAAGCUACCACUGUUUUUAUUCAGAAUUCUUUUUCUCAUAUAUGGGAUUAUAGCUUUUUAUAUGCCUUUUAUACUCUGAAGCUAUAACAAAAGAUGCUUUCUAACAGUAGUAUUUUUAGAACGGCAGCUAUAAAUUUAACUCCUGGACACAGGUAUAUGCUGUGCACUGCACACACACCCACAGGCACACACAGCUCCUGGAGGUGGCUUGCAGUGGGUGCCGGGGCAGGCAAGGCCCCUUAGGGACCAGGCGAGGUGACCGGCGGCGGGAGCAGCGGGAGCACAGCCCUCGCCUCUGGCCUCACAACUUCUUCCAAGUAGGGAAGUGGUGACAGCCUGCACAGGAAGCCGAGUGUCCAGGGCCGAGCAGCUGUGACCAGCGCUCCAUUUCCGGCCCAGGCUCGGGCCUGGUUCACCAUAGCCGGCAUUUAUCCUGCAACUCCCCAACGUGCUUGUGGUUUGGGUGAGCGGCAGAGAGCAGCCUGAAGGGCGGCACCAGGGGCCUGCGGGUGCCCUGCCCUGAAGCCGCACCCUGCAGCCACAUCCAGCAGGUGGCCAUGUUGCACUUAGGGUGAGUGGCCGCGGCUCCUCCGGCCCCAGGCCUGUUCCUGUUCUGGGCCUCCGGGAUCGUGACUGUCGCAACACUCCACGGGAGAACAGCCACCACGCAUCCUUCAAGUGCCUGGGCGGCGUGGGCGCCACUGGGCCUCGGCCUGCCCCAGCAGGACUGCUGCCGGACCCCCACCCAAGGGACACAUCCUAUGGAC